Molecule: messenger RNA, 3057 nt
Organism: Coniophora puteana RWD-64-598 SS2
Lineage: Eukaryota; Fungi; Basidiomycota; Agaricomycetes; Boletales; Coniophoraceae
Exons: 5
Coding region: 1-3057 (1018 amino acids)
Source: RefSeq, a predicted model, not a curated record
AUGAACUAUAUCAUUUUUGUCUCCGCAGCCAUCCGUGCCCUCCACGCAUUCUAUGCGCUGGCUGGGUCCGGUACGCUGACGUCCUCCGGACUACUCGGUCUCCCCGGUGGUCCUCUGCUCUCCAACGCGCUCGCCGAGCUUGGUCCUCAGCUCGGCAUCCGCACGCUCCCUCACGUCUUCGGCCAGCACAUCGCCCGAGGGAUCAAGAGCAUCGCCGACGUCGUCUCACUUCGACUGUCGGCGGUCGUCAUCCCUUUCCCCUCGGUCCUCAACAAUACGUUGCUGUCUGAAGACGGUGCCCUCGCGUCUGAAGAUCAGUCAAGCCCCGGCCUCGUACCUGGCCUUACGCCUGACAAUGUCAUCCUCUGGGCGUCGUCAAACGAGACGUUCAAAGAACCUCAAGCCUCCUGGUCUACCUCCGACACGCUUCCCAUCGCCCCGCUCCCCGUCUGCGAGUUCAAAGGUCUCGAACUCCUCACCUUGACGGACGUGUGCUCGACGGACGACCAGCUUGCUUCAGUCGACACAGCUCUCGGGUCCGCGCCUUCCGCCACUCUGCUUCCCACCUGCGAGUUUAAGGUCCUCGAACUCGCCAAGUUCGAUGUGUGCUCGGCGGACGACCAGCCCACUUCGGUUGACCAAGCUCUCAGGUCCACGCUUUCCGCCGCUUCGCUUCCCACCUGCGAGCUCAAGGUCCUCGAGCUUGCCCCACCGGAAUUCUGCGCGGCGGGCGACCAGCCCACGUCAGUCGACGUCUUCAGACCCCAGGUUUUGGCCAACAUCCCCCUCAAGGCUCGAUUCGCGCGUUCAGACACUCAGGAUUUCAAGGCAUGGCUUCUGCAGCUCCUCCCCUACGUCUAUUUCCCGACAAUGGCACGCGUAUUCGGAUUCAUUCUCGUUUCUGUCAUUCUCUGGAACUUCAAGGGUCGCAUAUAUCGACGCAAGCCUCGUCACGUCUAUGUCUCCCUCGAUCACCAUCUUCUCGACAAUGUCCUUCUUGUCAACCUCUCGCCUCCUGAAAUGCACGGCUCCACUGUUCUCGAAAUCUCACUCGCAUCCAGCACUUGGCUCCCAUCUGUUCCGUCCACCCUUCUCCCUCUCCUCCCCUCAAAGAAAGGAAAUGAGCAUGCUUUGCUCACGGUACUGCCGUUGAACAACGGCGAGGAAGAUUUUGGAUACACAGCCAGCGCACCAGUCCUCGCUCCCGACGCGGACGAAGAAAUCGAGGCCCUGCCACCAGCCAACAACGAGGAGCCCAUCGGGUACACAGCAAGAAUCCAACUCCCUCUCAUCCGACUCGGGAAAGGAACUGAGUAUAAUUUGCUCGCAGUACUGCCGCUUGUCAACAACGAGGAGGAUUUGGCUCUCGCUGCCAACACCCCGCUCCCCGCUCCGGACGCUGAAGAAGAAUUCGAGCACGCUUUGCUCGUGGGCCUGCCACCGGUCGACGACGACGAGCUUGUCGGACAUGCAGCAAGCAUUCCCCUACCCCCCGUCGACGCUGAUGAAGUUCUCGGGCACGCUUUGCUCGAGCCGCUGCCUCCAGUUGACGAUGACGAAGUUUUCGGACACGCCAUUGCCAUGCCGCUCCCCGCCCCUGGUGCGAACGAAGUACUCGAACUCGCCGAGCUCGAGCCAUCGCCGCCAGCCGACGACGAGGAGUUCAUCGGGUACACAGCAAGAAUCGAUCUCCCUCCCAUCCGACUCGGGAAAGGAACUGAGCACAAUUUGCUCACGGUACUGCCGCUUGUCGACAAUGAGGAAGAUUCUGUUCUUGUUAUCAAUAUCCCGACCCCCACUCCCGACGUGGAUGAAGUACUCGAACACACCGCAAUCGUGCCAUCGCCACGACCCAACGACGAGGAGCUCAUCGGGUACACAACAAGAACCCAUCUCCCUCCCAUCCGACUCGAGAAAGGAACUGAGUGCAAUUCACUCACGGUACUGCCGCUUGUCGACAACGAGGAAGACCCUGUUCUUGUUAUCAAGAUCCCGACCCACGCUCCCGACGUAGAUGAGUUGUUCGAGGACGCUGUGCUCAUGUCAUUGCCACCGGCCACUGACGAUGAGGUUAACACUGCUCGCAAGAGAAAGAAUCAGCUGAAGAGGCAUAGGAAGCGAGAACGGGAAGCAGCUGAGUCGGAGAAGAUGGCCGUCCUUGCUUUAUCGUUGGCGGAGAUUGGCUCGCUCCUCCCCAUCGAACCUCAAGUCAGUGAUCGCGAAUGUCUCGUCGCUUCUUUGGACGCUUCCAAUUCCGAGCCUGGACUCGAUUCUGUUCUGUACAAGAAGACAUACUGGCGAGAGCGGUAUGACAAGGAGUCCCAAGCGCAACUAGAUGACUUCCGUCGUCUCUCAGUCGACGCACUCCUACUCGCCGGCCCUCGAGCACUCUCUACCGAAGGAGCUCGCACCGAUCAACACCUCCAUCUUGAUCUCGCGGGGCACGACCCUAGUUUCCUUGCGCUCUUGAUCUCAGUCCGUGGUCGGUGCCCGCUACCCGACAUUGCGGAGAUUGCGGAGAUGACGAUCCCACGCUGCUCCGCUGCCAAGCCGGAGUCGAUCUCUCAAGAUGUCCCGGAGCUUACGCUCGAGCUGCUCCUCGAGGAGGGGCCAGAGGCGUUCCUCCAUGACUUUACACCGACCUCGCAUGUCGUGAUGCGCACCAAGGCCCAGAAGCGCGCCGACCUCAGGCAGCGUCAACGCGAGGAGGCCUCUAAAGCCACACCGACGACCGACUCUGUCGCAGCUAACCCUUUCACCGUGCUCGAGGUCGAAGAGGGUCUCAACUGGGCCACUGAAUGUGAUGCUGCCGACGCCCUCCAUGCCUCUCAGCCAAUCGACGUGGACGCACCUUCGCAGCAUCUGACUGCCACCCAGCAGAGGAACCAGCGGCGACGCAACAAGGAGCGCGCCGAACGUCACGCAGAGGAGAGCCAGUCGUCCGAGGAGUCCUCCUCUCAUCCUCACUCGUCGAACAAGAAAGCCAAGAAGAAGAGCAGCGGCAAGAAGAAGCCCGGGAGCGCGCGACCAGUGUUCGGGAUUCAUCUUCAGCGCUAG